Messenger RNA from Gadus chalcogrammus (walleye pollock), 1286 nucleotides. It is a transcript of the gene ccdc24, whose product is annotated as coiled-coil domain containing 24. The transcript is spliced from 9 exons. Lineage: Eukaryota; Metazoa; Chordata; Actinopteri; Gadiformes; Gadidae. The record is from RefSeq and is a predicted model, not a curated record. Bases 117 to 1286 code for a protein of 389 amino acids.
UUGCAGAGGAUUUAGGAUGGAUCUAAAAGCCUUUUUAAGAAGAUCUAAAAGCCUUUGAUAAGACAGCUAUUACUAAUAUCUUUAACUAUUAGUCGUUUUUUACAAACAGUGUGGUGAUGGAAGUGCAGCGAGGGAGUCCUCGCCAGUCGCUCUGGCGUCUGGUCGAGGCGCAGGUUCCUCGGUCAGAGCUGCCGGAGGUGCGCGCGGCGCUGGGACAGUCCCUGGUCGACAUGUACACGGAGGUCCACUCCGAGCUGGACAUGUGGCUGGGAAUAUGGCGAGAGAUCAAGCAAGGUGGUAACUGUGGCAGCAGGCCGGAGACCCCACGCAGUCCUCUGGCGGACCCCCCUGUGGGCAAAGAGCUGCUGAGGGGGGAGGUCAGGAUGUUACUGCAGUCCAUCAGAGAGAGAGCCUGCAGGGAGGGGAGAGAUGGUGAGGAGGUCUGGUCACGGUACGACCCUGCCACAGUGAACUAUGCCCUGGGUCGCUCCACAGACAACAGCCGCAGUGUCCCUGGGAGCAGCACCCCACCGCCACAAGGAACCAGUGUUGUUGAUGAGCUGGAGGCUGUGAGGGACCAGUUGAACGUGGUCCACAUAGACCGGGUGGUGGAGCAUCUUCGGUGCGUUCUAACACAGGACUGUGAGGCAUUAAAGAGGCUGUUGCUUUGGGUUCAGGAGGAUAUUGAGCAACAAUACAGGAGUCAGUGCCAGAUCAAAGACAGAGAACCAACGUUCACAGAGCUGAGAGAACAGAGGAGAGUGAUCCAGAUGGAUUUAGAUCUUCCAAGUCCCCUCCUUCCACGACCCCUCUCAUCUUCCUCCUCCUCCUCCUCCUCCUCUUCCUCUGUGUCUUCCCCGCCACCCAACAGCCAAAGGUUUACAAACCCUUCCAGAUCUUCAGCUGGACUUGGGACCCCUCACCCCAGGGCCGGCCCCCCAGACCUGAGACCCCGCCCACCGGACCAGAGACUCCGCCCACUCUCCUCUCUGUCCCUCGUUAUGCCGAGCCCGCCGCCCUGGGCUCCCCCGGCGAGGCCCCGCUCUACGUCGUCGCUGCGGCCCCCCCGGGGGUCCUCUUCGACCAGGACUGGAGAUCUGCAGCCUGGCGCCCUGCUGCCCCACCCCAGUGAAGCAGCUCUCAGACCAGCAGCGACCAGCACCAAGAGGGCCGCCAGAAGGCAGAUUAGUCCCCGUAGUCUGAGUGUGGAUCAGAGGCACAAUGCCAAGGGCGGCGAGAACAAUUCUAAAAGGGUGUUGAUCAGCGGAACAAUGCCAAGGGCAUAG